Molecule: messenger RNA, 2087 nt
Organism: Notechis scutatus (mainland tiger snake)
Lineage: Eukaryota; Metazoa; Chordata; Lepidosauria; Squamata; Elapidae
Source: RefSeq, a predicted model, not a curated record
GAGUAGUUUUUCCAUCUCUGCACAGUCAGCCUGGACUUUAACAGCCAUUUCUGGCGAGGCCAUGGUGGGGGGGGCUCGUUUAUUGGACUUUCGCUUUUUCCCGGGGUUGAUCUCCUGGGAACGGCCUUUCAGGUCAGUUUGGAUGUGAUGUCUGGGAAUCUGGGACAAUCUGAAACAUCUGCAGUUUAUCAUGAGAGACAGCGCCUGGAACUAUGUGCCGUUCAUGCCCUCAAUAAUGUCCUGCAGGAACGACUCUUUACCCAAGACAUAGCUGAUGAAAUCUGUAAAAGGCUGGCUCCUGAUGCUAGGUGGAAUCCACACCGUAGCUUUCUGGGGACAGGGAACUAUGAUGUCAAUGUCAUCAUGGCAGCUCUUCAGAGUGUGGGGCUUGAAGCCAUUUGGUGGGAUAAACGAAGACCCCUCGAGCAAUUGUCCCUGGCAGGGCUGGUUGGCUUCAUCGUGAAUGUCCCUUCCAAUGUGUGCCUGGGUUUCCUGUCUCUUCCUGUGAGGCGUCGCCACUGGAUUGCUGUGCGUCAGCUUGAUGGCAUCUAUUAUAAUCUUGACUCCAAACUGAAGGCACCAGCACCAAUUGGUGGUGAAGCUGACCUCAGGAUAUUUCUCCAGGAGGUGCUUUCCCAAGGCGCAUAUUGUGAUUUGGGGUGGGAGAAGAAGAUUAUAUCCCAUUUAUGUAGAAAGUUGCACUGAAAAUCCUAGUAAAAAUAAAAAUCAGUGUAUAACAUUCAAAAGGCUACAAGGUUAACAAGACAGCAGGAGUGUCCUCAAGCCACCAUCGCCAGGGCUGCACCGUACUUUGAGACACACACACACACACACACCAUUCUAAUUGACAAAGUCAGGUCUUAACAAUCUUGGGAAACCAGAAGAGUGGGGAGGCACUUCAUCUGGGGAUAAGAUGUUCCAUAGGUUGGGGACAGCAGCUGAGAAGGGCCUCCAAGAACACACCAGUCAAAACUCUGAUGGGACGUAGCAUACCCUCCCUGCUUGACUGUGUGGGAUGGGUUGAUGUAAUUGGGGCAAGACAGUUCCUCAAGUAUCCUUAUAGGUCCAAAACUAACUGUCACGUAUCCCACUUCCCCCUCAAAAAAGAUGGAUAAAGAAUAAAGCUGCCAAGAAUUCAUUUGUUGCUGCUCUUCUGUAAUGUUCUAUUUUUUAUCAUCUUUUACUCAUCGCAACUAAAGAAAUAGGUUUAUGGACAAGAUAUGGCUUUCAAAUUUCAGCAAGAAUGUUGAAUAAAUAUUCAUACAAAUCUCUUGGGAGGUUGGAAGCAAAAUAAAAAUAAAUCAGAAAAAUGGAUUAUUUUCUUUAAGGGGAGAUUAUUUUCUGCUUUUCUCCAGGAGUGCACAGAGCCAGUCUGUCCUAUUUUCCAUCCUGAGGGUUUGAGCUACUAACCAACAAGGGCCACUUUACGGGUAAAGCCUGGUUUACAAGUUGGUAGUGACUUCUCAGAACAAAAAUAUUUGCUCAGCUUUUAUAAAAGGGAAAUAAAUUCACUAGGGAACCUUAGUCGGGCAGGAUAAGCAGGUAGCAUGUGGAUAUAUACUUCGUGAUAAAGCUGCUGAAUUUUUUGCUUUUUUUUCUUGAAGUUACACCUUUUGCUUUAAGGUGUAAACUUUCCAACUAUUUUUGGUUAUUUUUGUCAGUAUUGGCAAUAUGGUUACUUACAAUAAACAUUUCUCAGCCUGUUUUUUCAAACCAUGGAACCCACAAAGUCUGUCCCCUUCCAUGAAAUUAGAAAAAAGAAUGAGACGGUCGCACAGAAAUGGAGUGGGAGAGAUUAUGAAAAUUAUUUUCAUAAUUUUGUACUCAAAUGCUGUGCUCAAAAGCUAAAACACCCUAAUAAUGCCAGGGUAACAAAACAAAUUCUCACAGUGCAGUUAUAAUUGUGCCAGUUUCCCUAUCAAUUCUCAAUGAUUUCCCUUUUUUUAAAAAAAUCCCAUUCUUCUUGCCUUAAAUAAUGUGUUCCUAAUUGCUUAGCUGUGAGACUAUAAUUAGUUCAGCAUUGGGACCCAUGCUAGGUAAGAAGAUCUGGGAUUAUCCCCCAUCACCUCCAGAUUACAUGGUCUUCC